Molecule: messenger RNA, 4983 nt
Organism: Ixodes scapularis (black-legged tick)
Lineage: Eukaryota; Metazoa; Arthropoda; Arachnida; Ixodida; Ixodidae
Gene: nac
Product: GDP-fucose transporter 1
Exons: 1
Coding region: 160-1179 (339 amino acids)
Biological process (GO): protein O-linked glycosylation via fucose; GDP-fucose import into Golgi lumen
Cellular component (GO): Golgi apparatus
Molecular function (GO): antiporter activity
Source: RefSeq, a predicted model, not a curated record
AUCCAACCCGAGUAUACACGGGAAGGAGGUAGUUUGGUGCGAUCGUUACGUGUCUCCGAAGAAAUCGCGCUCUCUUCGCCUGUUCAAAUUGUGUUCGCAAGUGCCCGAGUCUCUUGGGGCCCAUAUCUCAACCCGCUGAACGUAAGAACCUUUCCAAAAAUGGGCGACCGCGCAAUUAUUAUGCAGUAUGCACGAAUCGCGGGCGUCGUGAUGGCCUACUGGGUGAUCUCAAUUUCUCUCGUUUUCAUCAAUAACACACUGCUCUCGGACAAGGACCGAAAACUGGACGCUCCCCUGUUCAUCACAUUCUUUCAGUGCGUGGUUUCUUCGGCCCUCUGCGUCAUCCUGAGUUUUUUGAGUGAAAAAAUGCCGGGCGUCUUUCAUUUCCCCAGGGUGGAUCUGAAUGUGUCGGUACUCAGGGCGCUGCUCCCGCUUUCGGCGUUCUUCGUUGCCAUGGUCGCCUUCAACAAUCUUUGUUUGAAAUAUGUCGGAGUCGCGUUUUACACCGUGAGCCGAUCCUUGACUACGGUGUUUAAUGUCAUCUUUACGUACUUGGUGCUGCACCAGUCGACCUCCAUGGCUGCCAUAGCCUGCUGUGGCAUCAUUGUAUCCGGUUUUCUUCUAGGAGUCAACCAGGAGGGCCUUAUGGGGUCGCUCUCGAUCUUUGGAGUGACCUGCGGCGUUCUUGCCAGUGCCACGCUUUCCAUGUACAGUAUUUACACCAAGAAAAUGCUGCCCCUCGUCGGGGACAGCGCAUCCUUGCUCACCUACUAUAACAACAUCAACGCCGUGCUGCUCUUCUUUCCCCUCAUGAUUGUGUUUGGCGAGCUUCCGACCGUCUUCCGCUUUCCUUUCCUCGCUGACCCCACAUUCUGGGUCCUCAUGCUCGUGAGCGGCGUCUUUGGGUUCCUGAUUGCUUACGUGACGAUGCUUCAGAUACAGGUCACCUCUCCCCUCACCCACAACGUUAGUGGCACGGCGAAGGCCUGUACACAAACUGUGCUUGCUGUGGUGUGGUUCUCAGAAGCGAAGAGCGUCCUCUGGUGGGUGAGCAACGGUCUGGUUUUGCUUGGAUCGGCAGCCUACACGCGGGUACGUCAGCUGGAGAUGCUCAAGCUCCACCUGGACACUGCCAAGAAUGAGGACGCCACUGAAAAGGGAAUUGUGCUUAAAGUGUGAACUUGAGGUGCAUGAAAUGCAUGAGGUGGGGGAGGGGACUGCCAGAGACUCUCCAACCCUUUCACCAAUUCAGUCCCAGCUGCAAGAUCAGGCUUCUUAUAGUGCUACUCUUGUCACCAGUGGCGUUAAAAACUGUACCCCAUAGUUUUUUUGUUUUUUUUUUCAGUUUUGUGUUCAUUUGUUUACUGGCUUCCCGUACAAUUCCUGGCUUAUGGUACUGAGAGGAGGGCUGUUUCUCGUUUUACCCGGUUAAUCCAGGAAACUUUCCCCGUUGCAUCUUUGCAGCCUGUCUGGUCAUUUUUAACUAGGCACGCUGGCAACUGCACCUGUAGCAUUUGUUGAGUGGCACACAAUGAUGCACUGUACCUGUUUUCAUUUUAGUGCAACGUGUAUGGGUGGAGAACAGAAAUGCACCAUUCGGUGUUAUUGUCACUCCUAAAGACAGAAUCAAUCUGGUUGACGUGGCGAAAUUUGUCGUGCAAAUGGGACUAAUCUUGCAGUUUUCAUUUCUGCAGUGUUGGGGUGACAAUAGUGCAAGGUGGAGUAGAAGCAUUCAGAGAAAACUGUUGCAGUAACUUUUGCGGAUUUGAUACCUUGCAAAACCAAGGAGAUUUCGAAACAUCAACUACAAAGCCGAGAUUGCACAUCCCUUCCAAAUAGCAAAAUUGGUUAGGUUUGGCAGGUACUGAUGGUACUGGUUUCUUGUUAGUUUGUAUUUUUAGGCUAUGCAUUAGUUACGAUGGUCCUGAUAUUUUGUCAUAUGCCUACUUCUGAAACACUUGCAUGCCUUAUGCUUUAACUGCAAUCAUUGAGCAUGUGCAUAAGCAAGCAAAUUAAGUUGAUCAGCAAAGUCAUUACUGGAUUAAGCUACUACAAGGGCUUCAUUAAACAGCUAAUUCUGACCUGAAAAACAGCUAAUAUUUUUUUUUACUUAUUUAAGAAAUUAUUUUAAAUAUAUCUGACCUCAAUUGACAUGUAUAAAUGUGUGAUAUUGAACUUUUCUAAAACAUUUGCUGAGAUAAAUUCUGCUUGUUCAGAGCAAGCUUCCAGAAAAUGCAUGCAGAAGAGUGCUUCCUCAUAUUUAACUUCCCAAUUCAGACUACCAUCAAAGCAAGCAAAUGGAAAAUGCAUAGUUUUCAGGUUGGAAUUUUUAGAGAUUUCCUCUUGACACUGUUUGCACAACGGUGUCAUAUUUUCAGUUUUAUGAGGGCUUGGAUUAAAUAAGGUUUAUAUGCAGCUGAAUGAACAAUGUAUGCACACAUUUUUUUUUUCUGCCCCAUAUUGAGUCUGCUUUUGUACAUACAUGCACCAGUUUGCUUUUAUCAAUGAAUUCUGCAAGAAUAUGCUAAUAGCAGUUUAGGUAAAGCACAACUGCAACACAUGUUUAAUCAGGGUGCACCUUCUUCAUUGUAUUCCAAUUUUCAAUUUGCUAAUCAGUGUUUAAACAAGUGCCAUGAAAUAGUGCAAAGAUUGUUUUGAAGUUGUGUUCAUAUUUCACAGCAAUGUGUUUUACAGUAAUGGCUGAUUGCCUCUGGGUUUAGUCAGGGUUCAGUCAUGGAACUAUAAAAUAUGACAUCCUGCACCUCGUGUUGCUGGAAAUGUGAUCUCGUGAGGGUGAUUAAUAAUUGUUGCUAUCAAUGUUUGCUAUUGAAUCUGCUGCUUUUCUGCUUCAAAAAUUCAACUCAUGUUUCUUGUGUCAUGCCAGGGCAGUGGCACUGACUGUACAGGGUGCUCAUAAGUGCUAUUCAGUAAAAGAAAAUAUAUUAUAAAUGGGUAAAUUAAUUGAGUGCUAUGCAACUUAACUGUGACUUAUACUCAAAUGUUGUGAGUAGGUUUCUAGAAAAAAGGGGGAGGGGGGAAUGGUGCUUUUCCUAUAGAAAAGCGGAAACAAACCGUCUCAUUGACGCUGCUACUCACAGGCGGCACCAAAUGGAACACAAACUUGAAAGCUUUUUGAGAUAAUAAUGUCCCUUGAUGGUAAAAAGAAAAGAAAAAGAAAGAUGAUUGUGUGUCAAUUUUGUUUUUUUAUUUGGUGAGGUUUUUUUUUGGUAAACAAUAGGCAAGCAUCAACCAGACGGCUUGUUACCAUUUUUUUUUUUAACUUAGGUUUUUUUUUGUCUUGUAUAUUUUCCCCAGAGACCUACACACACAAUUUAAGUAUGAUGACCUAAAGACAUAUUUGUAAAAUCGAACGUUGGUUGGUUUCUGCAGAGGUCUGGCAUUUUGAAAUGUGGCACUGCUGUAUGAAUUGUAGGAUGUCACGUUCUGGAACAUUCAGGGAUUCGGCAAAGCUCAGAAAUCUCCCGCACAACGUGCCAAGCUGCAGUCUUUAUUGCAAGCACAUUUUAUCAGCCCAGACAGCUUGCUAAACUUUAUAAGGUCACUUGAAAUGAGUGAGGCUAAGACAGGCUGUCAAUCGCCACCGAGAAAAAACAAAAAGCCGGAGCUCUUUUCGAUGUUGCAGGUCACGGUACCAAGAGACCUUCCAGGGUGGUAAUCAGCGAUCUACCUCAUGCAGGGCACUACACACCCAUAAUUGGAUCUCUUGUCUAAAUAGCGCCGCCUUGGCCCAGAAUCCUAGAGAUGAAAGCAACUGUUCUCCCUUCAUUUCGUAUUGGAUCAAAAAUGCAACUCGGCCCGUUGCCAGAGCGGUUUUCACGACUCGUCAAAACCAUGAAUGUUUCUAAGCAUCGCAUCCUAAUAAAAAAAGAAGGAUGAAGUAGAGCAAUAAUUCAAGUUUGUCUGAAGUGGACUCGUUACUUUUGGUCACGCUGAGAAAUGUAAAACGAAUCGUAACUCUCGGCCCAAUAGAGUAAGCAGACGGCGUUAUGAAUUGUGCUUAAUGCUUAUUUGCCCCUCUUGUCUAACCCCAAAUCUUUGUAAGUGCAGACUCUUGUUUCUUGCUGUUUUCCCAGCAACAAAGCGGUGACGCGAUACGGGUGUCAGGUGCUCAUAAAACUGUAUCAACCUGUUCAAUUCGAAAAUGCUCACCCAUUGUUUAAUGUCGUACAAUUUGGUGUGACUUCGCAUGCAUGCUGCGCCGCACACGAUGCGGUGCUGUCAAAUCAAUGUGAAAAAUUGGCACCUGGCAAUUUGACGAACUGACUUUUUCUUCCCGGAAGUGAAUAAUAGGGAUAGAUGUUUCGGGGUGAAUACUUCAAAGCGCGACUUUGCCUGAAAAAGUAGAAUGAAGGCGUUCCAUUUUCAAAACGAGAAGCUUGUUCAUCUGAGCCACUUUCGCUAUGUGCCGAUUUUUAGGUAUUAACAGACACAUACCAUUGAAAAGUUCCAAGGGUUCUAUUGUUUAGAACUUCCUCGCAAGAACGGCUUUUUCUGUGUUUCUAAAAAAAAACAAAAAACAUCUAGGUAUGCAAAAUGCCUUAGUCAGCUCCCUAGAAAUUUUUUUCACAAUUGCAUUCUUUUUGUUUCAUUUUUGCCAAAACAGAUAUGGCACAGGUGCUAAUUCUGUUUAUCUUGGAGGCCGUCGCACGCUGCAUUUUGUUCCUUUCUUUAAUGCAAGUCUAUUGUCGACAUUGUCUGCAUGCAGAUGACGGCUUUGUCUUGGUUUUCUAUGGCGACGGCACUUCCGCUAUACAUUGUUUCCCACGGCGAGGCUGUUCCGCUCUUUCGAUGGUGCUGCCGUUUAUGGACCAGCGAUGCCAUCUCUCUAGUCUGUCGAAAAGCAUGAGUGGCGCUCGUGCGCCGAUGGAUGUUUGAAGAAUCUGUAUGAAGAACUAACUGUCUUUUGUUCAUGAACCAUUUGUUUGGAGCACAUGACACGACAUAAAGGUUUAAAGCCAGCUG